GUCAUCCCGAUUAGGAGCUUCUCUUUGUUUGCCAUUUGCUUUUUAUUUAUUUGUAUAAUUUUUGAAAAAUGAGUGGUCUGAAGAGGCGAGCACUGCACGACGACACACCAACGACUAUCUCCCAGGCGAAGGACGAAGUGGACAUAAACAACACCUAUAUUAGGGAGUCUGCAAAUAGCUACGAAGAAGGAACAUCUUCGGCAGGCGAGCAAGAAGAAGACGAGACCCAAGAAGAUCCUGAAACUCCUGAAGCCGGUGAUGUGUUUAGAAGACGGAGUAUUCCAACUCCCAGUCCGAUUUUAAACCAGAAGCACCAUAUCAAUGAAGUCCAAGGGGGCAAUGGGCUCUAUUUUGCUUUAGCAUUAGCCGGUGUUUUAGUGGGCUCAUUAUUGGUCUACGUUGGAUCGAAUUUUAUAGCGGAAAAGCAAUGUGCCUUUAAGAGUCUUCGUGGAAAUAAGCCACAACAGCCUGAGCAAGUCUGGAAAGCCCUACAAAUGGGGAUCGAGGGACUUAUAAACAAGAGGGACAAGCACCCCAGUGUGUUUUUGUUCCUGCAUCAAGACCCUAAGCUCCAAAAACUUAUAGAUGCGAUUGCUGCCGAGGCUUCUGUGUGUUUCGGUGGCCCAAGCCAACUGAUUCACAUGAACAAGGAGGAUUUUGGAUCGAAUAUGAAUGACUAUGGUCUGGCAAUUGAGCGGUUCAAGGCAAAGGUCAAAGACGGAAAGGUCUUCCUAAUCGUAAAUCUUAACGAAAUCGCUCCAAGUGGAGCUCGGGCUCUGCACACAAUCUGUGAUACAUACAGCCCCAUCGUGGAGGAUACCGUCAUCUUUCUUACGCUCCGGACAUUCAACACUACAGCCGCACCGAACUCCGUACAGCUGGCCACUGACACUCUGUAUGAUCUGUGGGGCAAGGAGUUGGGAGACAAUGAGCUCGAUCCGCUUAUUACUAGAGUUACUGAUCAAGUACUCCACUUGAGCGGCAGUACAUAAGCUAAAAUACAAACUCCAUUUUAAGAUCAUCAGUACUUUAGACUGGCCCAACUAAGCUCUAAUCUGCAAAUGAAGAGAAUUUCGCUAGGCCAUCGAUGAUUUUUUUUAUAACUAAUUUUUCAGAAUUUCAUUAUGUUCUACAAUCGUUUUAAGUUCAAGAAAAUAAAAAACACCUAUAGUACGGA
Drosophila rhopaloa is the source of this 1177-nucleotide messenger RNA. RefSeq lists its product as uncharacterized. Gene Ontology annotation, cellular component: membrane. The record is from RefSeq and is a predicted model, not a curated record. Gene Ontology annotation, biological process: membrane organization. NCBI's taxonomy places the organism in Eukaryota, Metazoa, Arthropoda, Insecta, Diptera, Drosophilidae. Bases 69 to 992 code for a protein of 307 amino acids. The transcript has 3 exons. Gene Ontology annotation, molecular function: ATPase activator activity.